GCUGACGUCCAAGUUGACCUAUAUGAGGUCCUCGAAAUUCAUAGCGGUGCUUCUAAGGAUGAGAUUCGACAGGCAUACCGCAAGGCUGCCCUAGCAAAUCAUCCUGAUAAAGUCCCCGAAGACGAACGCCCUGCCGCCGAAGUUAAAUUUAAGGCCGUCCAAGAGGCAUACGAAAUUCUCUACGAUGAAGAUAAGCGCCACAUGUAUGACACACAUGGUAUGGGUGCAUUCAACGGUUCAGGUGAGCAAAUGGGUCCUGAUAUUGACGACCUGCUCGCUCAAAUGUUCGGUGGCAUGGGAGGUAUGGGCGGUAUGCCUGGGAUGGGCGGUAUGGGAGGUAUGCCCGGCAUGCCCGGUGGUCCUCGUGGUAAGAGCCGAAAGAGCGCAAAUGAGGAGCAAGAUUAUGAUGUGAGCCUUGAAGAGAUGUACAAGGGUAAGACCGUCAAGUUCGCCAGUACUAAAAAUGUCAUCUGCAGCCUAUGCAAGGGCAAAGGUGGAAAGGAAAAGGCGAAGGCCAAGAAGUGCUCUACUUGCGACGGUGCUGGAUAUCGGGAGGGUCUCCGAAACAUGGGACAGUUCGUCACCCGUGUAACGGAACCUUGUACUACUUGCAAUGGUGCAGGUGAAUUUUUUAGCCCUAAGGACAAGUGCAAGAAGUGCAAGGGCUCCAAGACUUGCGAGGAGAAGAAACUUUUGGAGAUUUACAUUGCACCCGGCUCUCGCGAAGGAGAGAAGAUCGUUCUCGAAGGUGAGGCUGACCAACACCCAGACCAAGAGCCUGGCGAUAUUGUGUUCAGUCUCGUUGAAGAGGAGCACCCGGUCUUUGCCCGUCGAGGUGCUGAUCUGCAGGCCACUAUCGAAGUCACUUUGGCCGAGGCUUUGACCGGUUUCUCUCGAGUUGUUUUGAAGCACCUCGAUGGACGCGGCAUUGAGAUCAAGCACCCGGCCGGUAAAAUCCUCUCGCCCGGACAGCUUCUUGUUGUCCGUGGCGAGGGCAUGCCGAUUAAGCGUACUGACUCUCGCGGAGACCUGUACCUCGUUGUGGAUAUCAAAUUCCCUGAUGAGAACUGGAAGCCGACCCCUGCGAUUCUCGAUACGAUUCGGGAAGUGCUUCCCAAGCCUGAAGAGCCUAUCACAGCGACUACCGUGGACGAAGUUGAGUUCGAACUGGGAGUCGAUUUCGCUCAGUUUGGUGGUAACUCCAAUGACGAUGACUGGGAGAAUGAAGAGGAAGACGAUGAAGAAGGUCAAGGCGCCCAGUGCGCGACCCAGUAG
Penicillium taxi is the source of this 1275-nucleotide messenger RNA. RefSeq names its product putative DnaJ domain protein (Mas5). NCBI's taxonomy places the organism in Eukaryota, Fungi, Ascomycota, Eurotiomycetes, Eurotiales, Aspergillaceae. Gene Ontology annotation, molecular function: Hsp70 protein binding. Gene Ontology annotation, cellular component: cytoplasm. Gene Ontology annotation, biological process: protein refolding. The transcript is spliced from 4 exons. The record is from RefSeq and is a predicted model, not a curated record. The annotation marks the transcript as partial.